This is a messenger RNA of Scylla paramamosain (green mud crab), 5857 nucleotides long. RefSeq names its product mitoferrin-1-like (gene mfrn). The record is from RefSeq and is a predicted model, not a curated record. Lineage: Eukaryota; Metazoa; Arthropoda; Malacostraca; Decapoda; Portunidae. Gene Ontology annotation, cellular component: mitochondrial membrane. The transcript is spliced from 4 exons. Gene Ontology annotation, biological process: iron import into the mitochondrion. Bases 302 to 1423 code for a protein of 373 amino acids. Gene Ontology annotation, molecular function: ferrous iron transmembrane transporter activity.
GUCUGCGCCAUCUGUAGUUUCAUAUUAUUUACUGAAAAAUGAGUAUCGGACUAAGCACCACUCAUUUCUAUCUUAAAUAAUGUAACUUAAUUUUUGAUUGAAGAAAAAUGAUGCGAUGAUAGCUGCCAAUAUUGGAUAAGAGUUCCCUACAACGAUAAGAUGGAUUAUGGUCAGUCUGCAAGUGGCCGUCAGAGAGGAAGGGUUGGCGCCCCUCCUGGUGUACUUUCACUUCGCAUAAAACGAAAGGAAUCCUUUAGUAUAAGUGAUAUAUACGACAAAUAGUGAUAGAAAAUAACACAAGAUGGAGUUUGAUGAGUACGAGUCCUUGCCUACGAGUGACGUGGGGGUGCACAUGACGGCCGGAGCAGUGGCAGGAAUAAUGGAGCAUUGCGUAAUGUUCCCAAUUGAUUCUGUGAAGACACGGAUGCAGAGCUUGGCACCUUCCCCUGAGGCAUCAUACCGCACCAUCCGGGAAGGUCUAGUGAAGAUGGUGAGCUCGGAGGGUGUCAUGCGGCCACUGGGAGGAGUUAGUGCUGUUAUCAUUGGAGCAGGACCAGCACAUGCAUUUUACUUCUCAGCAUAUGAAGGGAUAAAAUCAAGGUUUAGCUCAAAUAAUGAACUUCAGAACCAUUUAGUAAAUGCUGGUGCUGGCUGUGGAGCAACAAUUCUACAUGAUGCUGUCAUGGUUCCCGCUGAUGUCAUCAAACAACGUAUGCAGGUGUACAACAGUCCAUACUCAUCCUGUUUUGACUGCAUAAGUAAGAUGUACCAAAGAGAAGGCAUAAAGUCGUUCUACCGUUCCUUCACCACGCAGAUGGCCAUGAAUGUUCCUUUCCAUGCCAUCCACAUUGUCACCUAUGAAAAGUUCCAGAGUAUCCUCAACAAGAAGAGAGAGUACAACCCCAAAGCACACAUAAUAGCUGGGGCAGCAGCAGGGGCGGUGGCCGCCGCCUGCACCACCCCCUUGGACAUGUGCAAGACUGUUCUCAACACUCAGGAAACAUCUGCACUCAUCCAGUUACAACAGUCUAGAGUGGUGGGCAUAACUGGUGCUCUUAGGACCAUAUAUUUAAUGAAUGGUAUCCCUGGAUUUUUCAAAGGCAUACGAGCCCGCAUUCUGUACCAAAUGCCAGGAACAGCCAUCUCCUGGAGCAUUUAUGAGUUGUUCAAACACCAGUUGUCAAAAAUUAAUAGAAAUGAGAGCGGACCUCCACACUGGGACAGUGAUCUGAGGAAAGACAGUGUUGUUAGAGAAAGCCGAAGUGAACUUGAAUCGUCCAGUACAAACAUGACUGAUGGAAGGGAAAAGCGCAUCAUUCUCGGCUCCACCACAAAUAAAACUGUUGAAAGGUUUCGGAGUCUUCAUAUGCCAGCCCUGACAGCGAGCUGUGCAGCUGCAGAUGAUAACUUUCUUGGCAAAUAGCAAUAGGUAGAGUGUAACAACUAAAAGACAUUUGUUUUAAUCUUUUGUUAAAUGUCCAGAUCGUGCCUUCAGUUGAAUAUCAUUUGAGGAGAGAGUUGUACAACUUCUUGACUUCUUUGUUGGUGAUGUUCUGCUCAUUGCAGUUGGAAGCUUUAUCUACACAAUUUUCCUCUAGAAACAAGUGUGAUGAGUACAGUUGUGCAGAUGGUUCUGAAAAUAUUAUUAGAAAACAUAUAAUCAUUCCCUUCUCUCACUUCAUCUUCAGUAUUAAUCAUGAUCAUAACAGUAUACAUAAGAAUACUUGUAAGUCAGUGAUCUCUGUCUUUAUUUGUCUUUAUUUGUAGAAUGGAAGGGUUAGAUUCAGGCAUAAAUUGUAAAACAAACAUGCAUCCCUUAGAAACAACCACAUAUACAUUGACACAACAGUCUACACAAUACCCAGUGCUCAUCCUUUGUUGGAUUUCCUUCACUGCAGGUUUACUUUGCAUGUGGGAAAAUUGUAGCUUGAUCCUUGGCUCUUUGUUUUCUUGUAAGCUUCUGUACCCUUGUCUUGUACCAGCAAGUAGGUACCUGUAUAAAACCCAACUCUGUCAUGUCAAGGAGAGAAGAAAAAAGUUUUCUGGACUUGCAAAAUAUGGCAAGACACAACUGCUACCUUUCAAACACCUCACCAUUCUCAUAGACAUUCCUUUCCGAAACUGUCACCCACACUUUCUCUCUCUCUCUCUCUCUCUCUCUCUCUCUCUCUCUCUCUCUCUCUCUCUCUCUCUCUCUCUCUCUCUCUCUCUCUCUCUCUCUCUCUCUCUCUCUCUCUCUCUCUCUCUCUCUCUCUCUCUCUCUCUCUCUCUCUCUCUCUCUCUCUCUCUCUCUCACACAUACACACACAAAUAAAUGAAAUGUUAACACAUUCUCAUUUAUUUAUCUCUUCCGUCAGCUUAUCUUCCUAUAGAGGUAGUAGCCAUGCUUACACAACACUAGUACACAUCAUUUCUCUCACCACGGGCACAUUUUAAAGUUGCUCUUCAUACUUGCUGCUUUGAUGAAAUGCGUAGACUCCAUCCAACAGUCUUCCAGCAACACUUAAUGUUUAGAAUGCUUCUCAAGUAUCUUGGUCACAUCCUUUAAGAUACUUUUACUUCUCAACAUUCUUAAAGUUGACAAGUUGUAGGAGCCACAUGUGCCUGUCUAGUCAGCUUAUUUCUAGACAGGCAUGAGGUGCAGUGUAAUAAUCUAAUGGCACCCCUGUUGACAAUGAGAAAAGCUAGGACUGUCAUUAUCACUAUUUAUUAUUAUUAUUAUUAUUAUUAUUAUUAUUAUUAUUAUUAUUAUUAUUAUUAUUAUUAUUAUUAUUAUUAUUAUUAUUAUUACUACUACUACUACUACUACUACUACUACUACUACUACUACUACUACUACUACGACUACGACUACUGCUACUACUACAUGUGAAUGUAGGUGUGUAAAUGUUUUGUUUUGGCCCCACCCCCUCUCAAGGGGAAGUCUGCCUGAUAAAUAGAUAUAUUAUUGUUUUUAGAAUGAUAAUCUUUCAUCAUCAUUAUUACUGUCAUGUCAUCAUCAGCACUCCAACCCCCUCCACCAAACAGAUAUCCAUUUCGUCAAUGAAGGUUCAUACUACCUGGUUCACUUCUGUUCCUUCUAUUAGUUUUUGCUUGUGAUUGAGGCAACAACAUAGAAUGGCUCAGGAAACUGUUCUUUGAAUGAAUGAUUUAACAGCUUGUAUCACAACCUCAUUUGAUAGAUAACUGAUAGACAAAGAUGUAUUUCCUCAAAGCUGUCUUGAUAUCGCAUUUUAUGAGGUUUUGUGAGAUGUGUAUGCCUCCCUGUUUGAAUGGUGGUUGUGACAUCAUUGUGUCUUUUGUGGGUAAUGACACCUUUGGUACGACUAUUGACAGGUUGCUCAUUGUGAGAUUGGACAUGUCACUGUCUUGAGCUGAGGCAGUAACAACUCCAAGUCUCAUCUUCACUAAAUUAUUAUUUCAGUUUUAGUUUAACUCAUUUUCACAAACUUCAUUAAGUGUAUGAAGACACCAAGCCAUUGAGACCACACCUUCUUGUGUAAAAUGAAUCAGCCAAAGAUUUUGUGAAAUGAAAAGUAAUACCAAAGCUCAGUAGUAAGAAUCUGCAGCUGAUUGUUGUGUAGAUGUGAAGAUUCUGACUGUAUUGAUGUAGAAUGUAAUUACUGAAGGAAGGAGUGAAGAAGAUAUUAUUCUCUUGAAUGCAUUCUAGUCAAUUUCUCAAUAGUGGGAACUGAAGCAACAUUAAUUAGGAAAGCACUGCUUAAUUAAAGGAUUGACUAGGCUAUGAUUCAAGAAGCUGAUUGAAUAAUAUAACAGUGAAUGUGUUCCCCCCGUCAGAUACGUAGGAUUCAAAAGUCAUCGUGAUUGAAAAGCUAAAAAUCCUGGAACAUGAAAAACAGAGAGAGAGAGAGAGAGAGAGAGAGAGAGAGAGAGAGAGAGUGUGUGUGUGUGUGUGUGUGUGUGUGUGUGUGUGUGUGUGUGUGUGUGUGUAACAAAGUGAACAGAAACAGGUAACAAGUUUUAACAGUUUGUGAUCCUGUCUACCUAAUGAAAACCACAGAUUCAUAGUUUCCAUAAUGUACAUAUUUUAAUGUACAUAUUUUUAUAGAGCUGGUUGCAGGGGCAACAGCCUUAGAAUGUUUCCAGGAGGUGCUGAAAUUGUGAUAAUUGCAAGCGAGACCUGCUGUUUUUGCAAAAUUCUCUGUGGUCUCCAGCAUUUUCAUCCACUUGUAGUACGCUGGAGAACUUGUUGCCUCACCAGUUGUGAUACGUUGACUUGCUUGAUGUCAUAAUUAACAUGUCAACACUUGUUUUUAGAUGUUUAUGUCAAGUAAUACUAAGAAAUGGUUAAACCUCUUAUGGUACACUGAUCCAAGGCUCAUGUUGAACAAUUCUAACUGUAUUUAUGUUGCACUCAUGGUUGCUGGUGUUGGGUUUAGCACAGCAUCAUAGCUUUAUGAAAUAUUUUGCUUUUGCAUUUAGUAUGAUGGUAAUUGAAGUAUUCAGGUCAAAGGGAGUUACUGUCAUGUCUUAAUUGAGUUUUAUUUCAAGAAUUGAUAUGCUUUUUCUGCAUUAUGCUUGAUGGUCUUACCAGCCAGUGAGUCCAGUAUACUUGAUCAAUUUGCACUCUUAUUUGUGGGUUGAGAGUUUCAACUCUGUCUUGGAUGUAAUGCAAGGAUAUGAUAUACAGUAUAUUAAGUAACUGAUAUCUUUAUAUAGUGGAAUGCUUCCCAUUUUACCUUGUCAGAAGCACCUGUAUUGAUGUGUGACAAUAGUAUGAGUCUUCUAAAUGUAGUGUAAGUUCAUUGAUUUUGUCAUGAGUCAUAACUGCUGCAGCUCAAUUGGUACUUCUCACCAGCUCAUGCCACAUAAAAACACCAGUUAUAUGCCAUUGAACUUCAGAUAAGUGAAAGUUUCUCAUUUAGAAAGAACUUACACCAAUUGUACGUAAGAAGAAAAGUUUCUGAAGGGUUAUUGUAAUCUUCAGUCACUCCUCCAGCCUUGGAGGUGUGAUGUUUCUUUUGAGUUCUCCCUCCUUCCCUAGCAGUAUAGACAAAGUGGUAGUUAACCAUUUGAACCUUUGUAAAGUGUUUGUCCUAGUACACUGUCACUGCAGGUGUAGACAAUUACAGAAUAAUGGCUGUAACAUCAGAGUCAGUCAUAGAAAUCAAGAGAAAGUAAUAGUAUGCACUACUGUCUGAUAUCUGAUAUCAACUAAUGAAAAAAAUCAAUAGGUAAUAUUAAGUGACAUUGUGACUAAUGCAUCCAUUUUUUUAUGUGAUAUGGUUUUUUCUUGUUAUCAUAUGUGUAGGCAUAGAAGACGGCAUAUCACAUGGAUUUCAAUGCAAUAGUAUCUAUAAUUGGGAACACUUGGGUUAUGAAACAAAAACUGCUCUGUGAAGACUGGUCUGCUGGCAGCUCUGUGUCACCUGUGAGCAGCCUGAACACCACCACUACCAUCAUGCAGGCCAGUGGAAACAUGGUGUGUGUAUACUGUCCACAGUUUUCACCUCAAACCAUUAGAAAUUUUUUGUUACACAGUGCCAUUAAUGUACAAAACCAUUAUUAAGUAACAAAUCAAAACUUUGAUAUGAAUUGAAAAUAGAAUGGUACUUCAAUAAUGAUAAACCUAUGCAAUUUAAUUUAGUCGCAACAUUCUCAUAAUUAAUGACGUACAGUUGAAUUGAAUUGCAUGUGUUGUAGAAAUAAUUGAUGAUUGGAUGUUACAUUGACAGUAAUAUGAAAAUUGGGGACUGUUGGGCAGUAUACAGACAGGAUUCUUCAAUACCCUUGGAGAAGCUUCAAGCCCAGGGAGGUUUAAUCUUUUCCAGUAUUGUUGUUAAUCUCAUAUGUACAUAAAGAUUAUUUAAAUGAAAUAUAUUUACAUUUUCUAGAA